AUGUUUAGCCGAUUUGCCCGGCCCGCUCUGCGCGCGGCUUCCGCCCAGACACCUAUCUCCUCCGCCCUCCCACGCUUCCAGACCCGUGCUCUCCAUCGCAUCCCCCAAUUGCAGAACGAAAAGUACUACAAGGAGAAUGGUAUCCCAGAAUUCAUGUCGCCGGAGGGUUUUGACUUCGCCUGGACCCAAUACCAGAACCUCCUCGUGGACAAACUCAACCUGUUGACACAAGACACCGUUGACGCGGAUGCUAAGCCUGGAGAGUUGCUGGUCAAGUACUCCAAGCGCGCGGAGAUGGCCUCGGUCUUCAACUACGCCUCCAUGGCUCACAACAACCACUUCUUCUUCAACUGCCUGUCCCCCCAAAGCACCGAGAUCCCCGAGAAGUUCGCCCGGGACAUCAUCGACACCUGCUCCUCCGUCGAGUCCCUCAAGCUCGACUUCCUGGCCACCGCCAACUCCAUGUUCGGUCCCGGCUUCGUUUGGCUCGCCAAGAACCUCGAGCGUGAGGGUAUGAUGCAGAUCUUCUGCACCUACAACGCCGGCUCUCCCUACCCGGCCGCCCACUCCCGGCGCCAACCCGUCGACAUGGCCACCCAUACCCCCGAAACCCAACUGGGCAAUCAGUUCGCCGGUUCUAUGGGCGCCCAUGCCCAGAACCAGAAGAGCUUAGCCCCCGGUGCUAUUGAUGUGCAGCCCAUUCUGUGCGUGAACACUUGGGAGCACACCUGGAUGAUGGAUUAUGGUAUUGCCGGCAAGGCCGAGUACCUGGAGCGCUGGUGGGAUCGUAUUAACUGGGACGUUGUGUUCGACAACUACAACGCUAUCAGCUCUAUGCGAUCGAAUCCCUCGAUGGCCCAGGCUCGGAGUCUGAGCAUGUCUUGA
Penicillium pulvis is the source of this 885-nucleotide messenger RNA. It is a transcript of the gene sod4, whose product is annotated as mitochondrial 37S ribosomal protein mS42. The transcript is spliced from 4 exons. The record is from RefSeq and is a predicted model, not a curated record. Bases 1 to 885 code for a protein of 294 amino acids. Gene Ontology annotation, molecular function: superoxide dismutase activity; metal ion binding. Lineage: Eukaryota; Fungi; Ascomycota; Eurotiomycetes; Eurotiales; Aspergillaceae. Gene Ontology annotation, biological process: superoxide metabolic process.